Molecule: messenger RNA, 1125 nt
Organism: Suhomyces tanzawaensis NRRL Y-17324
Lineage: Eukaryota; Fungi; Ascomycota; Pichiomycetes; Serinales; Debaryomycetaceae
Gene: OCH1
Product: Och1p
Exons: 1
Coding region: 1-1125 (374 amino acids)
Biological process (GO): protein N-linked glycosylation
Cellular component (GO): mannan polymerase complex
Molecular function (GO): alpha-1,6-mannosyltransferase activity
Source: RefSeq, a predicted model, not a curated record
AUGUCCUUUUGGAACCGCAGGAACAGGCUUGUCGUUGGAACACUCCUAGGACUCUAUUUCAUGUACGCAUUGACCCACUCGUACUCCAAACCAAGAGCAUCGCAUAGAACUUCCAUAGACUCAGCCAGGCUUCAGUUGGCAAGAGAAUUGGAAGACAACAUGAACUGGAAAGAGUACGGAAUUAACUUCCAGCCUAAUAAGAAGGCCUCCUUGCCAAUAGAAUCAACAGUAAGGCAGCAACUUGCCUACCAGUUCCCCUACGAGCUGGACAAGCCGUUUCAGAAAAAUAUCUGGCAAACAUGGAAGGUCGAUUUGGAAGAUAGCGAAUUUCCAGCCAACUUCAGAAAAUUCCAGAAUUCCUGGGAAGAAGUCAACAAGGGCUACAAGCAUUUCGUGAUCAAAGAUGAAGAAUGCAUCGAAUUGAUCAACCAAUUGUACCAGGGCGUCCCCGACGUAGUUGAGGCCUACAACAUUAUGCCCAAGAGCAUCUUGAAAGCAGACUUUUUCAGAUACUUGAUCCUCUUUGCUCGUGGAGGAGUCUAUUCCGAUAUCGACACCGUGAGUAUCAAGCCGAUAGAUACCUGGCUCUCGAACAACGCAACUUUGUACGGAAAGCCAAACAACCCUGGGUUGGUGGUAGGUAUUGAGGCAGACCCAGACAGACCCGACUGGGCAGAAUGGUAUGCCAGAAGAAUUCAAUUCUGCCAGUGGACCAUCCAGGCUAAGAGGGGCCAUCCCAUGUUGAGAGAGUUGAUUACCAAAAUCACCGAAAUUACCCUCGAACGCAAGAAAAAGGGUGCCUUGAAAAAGACAUUGGGCAAGGAUGCCGGCGGUGACAUCAUGAACUGGACUGGUCCUGGAAUUUGGACUGACAUGGUGUUUGAAUACAUGAACAAUAUCUUUCAAUCCCCCGAAAAUUUGAAAAAGAAUGUUAUCGAACAGGUGGUUUCCUGGAAGUUAUUCACGGGCAUGGAAAUGCCUAUUGCGAUUGACGAUGUGAUGGUUUUACCCAUCACUUCUUUCAGUCCUGAUGUGGGACAAAUGGGAGCAGGAGACACUACUCAUCCUAUGGCAUACGCCAAGCACAUGUUUGAAGGCAGCUGGAAGGACACUAAACCUAUUUAA